UGACGUACCCCCUUGCACUUUUACAACACGUGGGGUUAGAUGGACGACUUGUCUUGCGUCCUCGAUUAGUAGCAGUUUUAUAUUUUUUAAGCGCCUUUAAAACUAUAUAAACAUCACUAAAGAGAAGUGCAUUUUGUGUACGGCGCGUGUUGUCUUGUUAGUUAGUUGAUGUGUUUGGGGAAAUAAAGCUAGGCGGUGUGAUCUGCAGUGAGGAGCAGAACCAUGUUGUCGGAUUUUGAUCUGAUCGGAACCAUUAACGACGACGCAGAUGUACCAGAAGAAGAGGAAUCGGGCUCAGAGGAUGAGGAGCAGCCCAUAGUGUUGAGUAAGGAGAAGAGGGCGAUGAAAGGACGAGGCAAUGGCGACUUCAACGCAGACUUUGAGUUCGGGGAGAGAGAUGGACUGUACCGCGAGGACUGGGCCAUGGCUGAUGUUAUGAGCCAACUUAAAAAGAGAAAAGCGCCCACAACGCUGGAUGAGAAGAUAGAGAAAGUGCGUAAGAAGCGCAAAAUGGAGGAGAAAGCUCAGAAAGGGGGCAACAAAAGUGAUACUACAGUCACCAAGGAAGAGGAGGAGGAGGAUGAUGCUGAAGAUGAUGAUGCUGAAGCUGACGAUGAUGGUGAUGGUGAUGAGGACAGCGGAGGUGAAGAUGGUGAGGAUCAGACUGUUGAAGAUGAAGACGAAGAUGAGUUUAAUUCUGGGGAUGAAGAAGUUCUUAAAAAAGCAGAUACACUUAGAGAAAAAGGCAAGAAAGGAAAAAAGAAAGCAGUAGAAGAGCCUGAAGCCUUCUUUGAAGAUGCCUCGCAGUACGAUGAAAACCUAACAUUCCAGGACAUGAAUCUGUCGAGACCACUGCUGAAGGCCAUCACCACUAUGGGCUUCAAGCAGCCCACUCCCAUCCAGAAGGCGUGCGUUCCUGUGGGUUUACUGGGGAAGGAUGUCUGUGCUUGUGCUGCUACUGGAACUGGUAAGACUGCAGCAUUCAUGUUGCCUGUACUGGAGCGUCUCCUUUAUAAGCCGAGAGAAACGCAGGUAACUCGUGUACUUGUGCUCGUGCCCACCAGAGAGCUGGGUAUCCAAGUGCACUCUGUAGCACGUCAGCUCGCCCAGUUCACCAGCAUCACCACCUGCUUGGCUGUGGGCGGCUUGGACCUGAAGUCUCAAGAGGCGGCGCUGAGGCUGGGGCCUGACGUCCUGAUUGCUACGCCUGGCCGCUUGAUAGAUCACUUACACAACACUCCAUCUUUUGAGCUUAGUCAAAUCGAGGUGCUUAUUCUGGAUGAGGCUGACAGGAUGUUGGAUGAAUAUUUUGAAGAGCAGAUGAAGGAGAUCAUCCGGAUGUGCUCUUAUCAGAGACAGACUAUGCUCUUCUCUGCAACCAUGAGUGAAGAGGUAAAGGAUCUGGCCUCGGUGUCACUCAAGCAGCCAGUGAGAAUCUUUGUGAACAGUAACACAGACGUGGCUCCAUACCUCAGACAAGAAUUUGUCAGGAUUCGACCAGCCAGAGAAGGAGACAGAGAGGCUAUAGUUGCAGCGCUGCUCACACGUACUUUUCAGGACCAUGUGAUGUUGUUCACCCAGACCAAGAAACAAGCCCACCGCAUGCACAUCCUCCUUGGCCUGAUGGGGUUAAAGGUUGGAGAGCUGCAUGGUAACCUAUCCCAGACACAAAGAUUAGAGAGUCUCAGGAGAUUUAAAGAUGAGCAGAUUGACAUCCUGGUUGCCACAGAUGUCGCAGCCAGAGGUCUGGAUAUUGAAGGAGUCAAAACAGUUAUAAACUUCACCAUGCCGAACACACUGAAGCAUUAUGUGCACAGAGUGGGCCGCACAGCACGAGCAGGGAAAGUGGGUCGCUCAGUGUCGCUUGUUGGAGAAAGCGAGAGGAAGAUGCUGAAAGAGAUUGUCAGAAAAGCCAAAGCUCCUGUGAAAGCUCGCGUUAUUCCUCAAGAGGUGAUUCUGAAGUUCAGAGAUCUGAUUGAGAAGUUGGAGAAGGAUGUAUAUGCUGUCUUGCGUUUGGAGAGAGAAGAGAAAGAGAUGGUGCAAUCAGAAGCACAGAUUAAUGCAGCGCAGAAGAGGCUAACACAGAAAUCAGAUGAGACACAACCAGCAAGGUCAUGGUUCCAGACCCAUGAGGAGAGGAAGAAGGAGCGAAUGAGCAAAGCACUUCAGGACUUCGACUUGGCCCUAAGGGGGAAGAAGAAGCGUGCUCAGUUCUUAAAAGAGGGCAAGAAGAAAGUGUUGUCGGCUGAAGAAAGAGCUCAGUUUGAAAUACUCAAGUCUCAGAUGUAUGCUGAGCGUUCUGCAAAACGUGACCGCAAGCCUAAGAGAGCCAGAGCAGUGCCAGAAGAUGAGCCCAAAAACACAGCCUCAAAACAAAAAGGUGGAAAACCUACAAAGAAGUCUGUGUUUGACAAGGAACUCACCAAUGUUAACAAGAAAGUCCUGAAGCAGUACAGAUCUGGGCCUUCCUUUGAGGACAGAAAAAGACUAGGCCUUGCCCAUAAGAAAGGAGGGCGCUUUAAAUCCAAAGCCAAGUUUAGGAGGAAGUGAAGCAUCUGACACAAUGAAAAACCAUUUUCUCUCUGGUCCUGUUCGAGCUCUUUCACACCCAUCCAUGGAAAUGUUUCCUUUUUGGGCACAGCAACAACAGGACAAUUUGUAAUUAUCUACAGCAAUAUCAGAUAUAGCUACUUGCUGCUUUGUCAGGGACAUUAUUAGAGCCGAUUCAUAUGAAUGAAAGAAUAAUGGUGGCGUUAUUCAUGCGUUUUUUUGUUGCAUAAGCCAUGUAAAAAUAAAAACUACUUGUGCUUUUAUUAGAUGUGUCUGAUUCCUGAUUGUUGUUCAUUGUUUUUGCAAUGUAUUUUUUCUGAAAUGAGCAAAUAAUUUCUGCACAAAUUAACAAAUAUUCUGU
This is a messenger RNA of Hemibagrus wyckioides, 2911 nucleotides long. RefSeq names its product DEAD (Asp-Glu-Ala-Asp) box polypeptide 27 (gene ddx27). Bases 223 to 2550 code for a protein of 775 amino acids. Gene Ontology annotation, molecular function: ATP binding; nucleic acid binding; RNA helicase activity. Lineage: Eukaryota; Metazoa; Chordata; Actinopteri; Siluriformes; Bagridae. The transcript is spliced from 21 exons. The record is from RefSeq and is a predicted model, not a curated record.